CACACUAGUACUACUGUGUAGCUUCACAUAAACACAGAGGGACACACAAUGCUCAGCUGGCUGGACCACGGACAAGACCCAUAACUUCGUGUCAGUUUCAGCCUUUUUUUGUUAUUAUGCUGCCUUCUUCUUCGUGAAUGUAUAUCAACCACCACAGCCAAACAAUGAGAGGCAUCCUAAAGAGAAAGUUUGCAGAGGUGGAUGACAAUUCCUGCUACUCCUCCUCCUCCUCUCCUCCAUCCUCCCUCUCCUCCCCUGCCUCCUCAGAGUGGGAGUCCGACGGGGAGAGCAGCUCCUCUGACAACCAGGAUUUCACCCCUCACAGCUGUUCUUCACCCACCAGUUUACCCAUUCGGGCCAUCCUGAAGGGGUCUAAGCUUGGAGGUGCACAGAGCAAUGUGCACUUUGACCAGGUGACGGUGUUCAGUUUUCCACGCUGCCAGGGCUUCACCAGCGUGCCCAGACAUGGAGGUGCCACCCUGGGCAUGGUGCGGCAGCACAGCACCCUCCAAAAGUACACAGUGGCAGAGCAUGCAGUGGAGCAACGGCACAGGCGCAGAGAGAGGCUCCGGGAAAGACUGAGAGAAGAGAGGUUCAAGGCACUGAAACAUAAAUUGAUCACCAGUGGGGCCUUGGACCAGCGAGGGGCGGACAGGCUCACUGUGGACCAAAUCCCAGAUGAUAACAGUGACAUCCACAUCAGUGAUGCUGAACUGAAGGAUGGAGGUUUCCUUCAGCCGUACUCCUUCAAACAGCGUCAAGCGCUGCUCCAGGCAGCAGGGGUGAAGCGCAUCGACAGGGAGGAGAAGAGGCAGCUUCACGCCCUGCGUCUCUCCAGAGAGGCCUGUGGAUGUGACUGCCAAGGCUUCUGUGAGCCAGAGACCUGUGCAUGUAGUCUGGCAGGCAUCAAGUGCCAGGUGGACCGCUUCAACUUCCCAUGUGGCUGCACUAAGGACGGCUGUGGAAACACUCAGGGACGAAUUGAGUUCGACUCCAGACGUGUGCAGACCCAUUACAUCCACACUGUCAUGAGGCUCGAACUGGAGCGACGGCUGCAAGAAGAAACACUGAGCCAAGAGGACCAGACAGAGCUUCCAGAGGACCUUGUAGAGCACAAGGACCAGGAUGAGGCUCAUGCGGUGCAGGAUGCACAGGACAAGAACUGCCCCUUUGCUUUCACCAUGGAGGAAGACGGUCCUUCUCUCACCCUGCCUCCCACUCCUUCCUUCCAUUUCAUCCCAGAGCGGUUAGCAGUGGAGGAGAACAGCUGCAGCAGCGACAUGACGGAAACCUCCUGCUCCUCCUCUGACUCUGAUGCUGGAGGAUGCCUCACUGGGAGUCAGAAUCUCCCUGAAGUGGACGGAGGGUUGCCCUGUUCCCUAAGGAACUGUGACUCUGAAAAUAAUAACUACUCUGUGUGCAGUCAACUGAGGCACAUAGGAGAACCGCUGACACAGCACAGCGGCAACUCCGCCACACACAGCACAACUACUGACAGCACGGGACCACUUACAGCCAACACAUUCACAGACAAUAUGAGCAGGACCUCGCUGACAGAUUAUCUCAGUGAGAAUGCAAACCAAGCCAGAGACUUAUUUGACAAUGACUCUCUCGAGGGCUUCCCCAGCACCCCCUCCCCCUCUGUGGACUAUUCCUCAGGCAGGUACAUGGACCUGAGUCUGUCCUCUGACUCCGACCUGGAGUUCUUCGACAGUGACUAUCCUUCUGGACCACUGCACAGCUCUUUUAAAGGACACAGACAUCCAGACAGCGUUUGCCAUCUCCAGCUGUUUAGCUCUGCCAUUCUGCCACAGUACGAGUCGAGCACCUACCUCCUGGAGUCUUUGAUCGGCCUGACUGAACCGAGCCCAGAGCAGGUUUAUUCAGUCACAGAUAAUCAGUUUUUAUAGGUGGUUUGAGGAGCUCUUGUAGGAAGAAGAAGCUACGUGAGAGAAUUAUAUGUAAAGAGCACUGCUUUUAUAUAUUUGUAAGAAUAUUUUAACGUACAAAAAAUGAUUGAUAAAAUAUUUUUUCCAUGCUGUAUAUUUUUUCUAUUGCCUAAAAUUCAUUUGCCUUUGUUUCAGAGGAACCACACCUGAGUAACCUAAUAUAUGUCCUGUUCUUUUUUUUUUUUUUUAAUGAAUCUAUAUAAUGACAUGUUAUUUAAUUUCUUCUUGAAACAUGGCCAUUGAGAAUAUUGGAUUCUGAUGAAUGGAGGGUAAUGCAUCAUUUUUAAAAAUAACGUUACCCAAAGUUAACGAAGCUAUACACAGAGUCAAUGCAGAGUGCCCAUUUCACGGCCAUGUUUCCCCCAAGAUAUCAAUAAAAACACCUGUAUUUUUCUGGUUGCUGGCUGUGAUGUAAGCAGGAUAAUCCACUCUGACUCACACUGGUUUCAGCCUUCAUUUUGUGAAUUAGUUUUAAUAACUGCCUGGAUCAUUGUGGAUUAUCCUUUAUAUGUUUCACAAUAUGUUUAGAAUCUCUGUAUUGGAGUAAUAAAAUAUUUUUUAUUUAUUA
This is a messenger RNA of Toxotes jaculatrix (banded archerfish), 2517 nucleotides long. Its product is annotated as cysteine/serine-rich nuclear protein 1-like. Gene Ontology annotation, molecular function: DNA-binding transcription factor activity, RNA polymerase II-specific; sequence-specific DNA binding. Gene Ontology annotation, biological process: regulation of transcription by RNA polymerase II. Gene Ontology annotation, cellular component: nucleus. The transcript has 5 exons. Bases 138 to 1910 code for a protein of 590 amino acids. The record is from RefSeq and is a predicted model, not a curated record. Lineage: Eukaryota; Metazoa; Chordata; Actinopteri; Toxotidae.